AUGUACGAUCUUGGCGAGACUUUUGGUUUCAACGAAGCUGCAGCCCAGUCCGACUACAAUACCCGCUGGUCGAUCCUCAACAACCCGUACUAUUUCUCUGCUCCCUUUUCCGGUGCUGUCGCGCCAGCCGCUCACAAUCUGGUCAUCAAUCUCAUGUCGAACCACAGCGCCGAGGUUCCAGGUGGCACAUUGACACGCGAGACUUUAAUGUCAUUCUUCUCGAUCACUGGCACGUCUGGAAACUUCGUGCACAAUCGUGGUCGCGAUCGGAUCCCAUUGAAUUGGUAUCGUCGAGCAACCCUUGAUGCGCACACCAUUCCGGACGUCCUUGUCGACCUGGUGGCGAUAAAUUCCAUCUAUCCUGGAAUUCUUCGAUUUGGCGGAAACACGGGUACAGCGAACAGCUUCGCUGGUGUUGAUCUGCAGAAUUUCACCAAUGGCGCGUACAAUUUGCAGACACUCGCAGAAGGCAACAAUGGUGCUUGCUUCCUCCUUCAGGCCUCUCUCGCUGGUCUCCCAGAUGCUGCCGCACCUGCGCUUGGCGCUGUUGGUUCCGUACUCGGCUGGGCUCUGCAGCAGCUUGGUCCGCUUGCACAAAGAUUCGGAUGUCCACAGCUCAGAUCGUUCAACAAUGACCUGUUCAACGCAUUCCCAGGUGCGAGCUAUACCGGCUCAGGCAGAUAGAGGUAGAAGGUGUUGUGUCCUGAAAGGUACGAGUCUUGUAGGAGGUAGCAGAUGAGUAGGCAGAACCAGCAAUCGCAUCUUGUGCUCAUGAUCAGUAGACCUAUCCCUUUCGUCUUGAUCAUGCACGCAGGUCCACGACACAGCUGCGGACGCCAUCUGAGUCGUUCCAGUGAAUUACUGCCUGGUCGAUCGUCACUUUGCGGCGUGCUGUCGGUUGCGGCACCAACACCAUCUGGUAGAUCACGCCGCCACUCUCGGCAAGAUCAGACC
Molecule: messenger RNA, 954 nt
Organism: Cercospora beticola
Lineage: Eukaryota; Fungi; Ascomycota; Dothideomycetes; Mycosphaerellales; Mycosphaerellaceae
Molecular function (GO): peroxidase activity
Source: RefSeq, a predicted model, not a curated record